AUGGAGGCCACCACUACACUCACGCUCUCCUCGUCCCCUGCCGCCGCGGCCCGCCGCUCGCCGACGAGGGCGACCAUCUCCCACCCCCACCUCCGGCAUUACCCCGUCCGCACUUCCCGCCUCAGCGUUGCCCAGAGCCUGGCCUCACGUCCCCUAUCCUCGGGUUGGAGGCGGCGCCGGAGGGGGAGCGGGCUGGUGGUGCGGGCAGAGACGUUCGGGCAGCUCACCACCGGGCUCGAGUCCGCGUGGAACAAGCUGCGUGGCGUCGAUGUGCUGACGAAGGAAACCAUUGUGGAGCCGAUGCGGGACAUCAGAAGAGCACUUCUGGAAGCAGAUGUUAGUUUGCCGGUUGUCAGACGGUUCGUGUCGUCUGUGGGCGAGAAGGCUUUAGGUUCAGAUGUUAUCCGAGGAAUCCGACCGGAGCAGCAAUUAGUCAAGAUUGUGCAUGAUGAACUUGUUCAACUGAUGGGUGGAGAGGAAUCAGACUUGGUGUUCGCAAAAACUGGCCCCACAGUCAUCCUACUGGCAGGUCUGCAAGGUGUUGGGAAGACUACUGUUUGUGCAAAACUUGCAUUCUAUCUGAAAAAACUGGGGAAGAGUUGUAUGCUGGUCGCUGCAGAUGUUUACAGGCCUGCUGCCAUUGAUCAACUCACUGUACUGGGUGAACAGGUGGGUGUGCCAGUUUACUCAGAAGGAACCGCGGCCAAACCUGCAGAAAUAACCAAGAAUGCCGUGGAAGAGGCGAAAAGAAAUAAUAUUGAUGCGAUCGUAGUGGAUACUGCUGGCAGACUGCAGAUUGAUAAAACAAUGAUGGUUGAAUUGAAAGAAGUAAAGAAGGCAGUUAAUCCUACAGAGAUUUUGCUUGUUGUUGAUGCCAUGACUGGCCAGGAAGCUGCAGCAUUGGUCACAACCUUCAAUAUUGAAAUUGGUAUAUCCGGUGCUAUAUUGACUAAAUUGGAUGGUGAUUCCAGGGGUGGAGCAGCACUUAGUGUGAAAGAGGUGUCUGGAAAGCCCAUCAAGUUUGUUGGGCGAGGAGAGCGAAUGGAGGACCUUGAGCUUUUCUAUCCCGACCGCAUGGCACAACGUGUUUUGGGAAUGGGAGAUGUCCUUUCAUUUGUUGAAAAAGCACAAGAAGUCGUUCGCCAAGAGUGGAACUGCAGAAGAAGAUCAUGA
Messenger RNA from Triticum turgidum subsp. durum (durum wheat), 1173 nucleotides. NCBI's taxonomy places the organism in Eukaryota, Viridiplantae, Streptophyta, Magnoliopsida, Poales, Poaceae. The record is from the annotation of a GenBank genome assembly.